CAGAGAGAGGGAGAGAGGGAGUGUGUGAGAAGGAGAGAGAGAAAGAUUUACAUAUAGGUAGAGGCAGCUGCAGAGACGACAAGGCGAAGGAAAAGAGAGGGAGAGAGACGCGAAGGGCUGAAGCGAAAGAAGAAGGAGAGAGAGAGGUGGAUAGAAGGAGGGAGAGAGAGAGCGGGCUGCAUUGUGUGUUUUGGGAAGAGGGAGAAGAAGGCUGUCUUAGCUGCAGUGUAGAAAAGAGAGAGAGCGAAAGAGAGAGAGAGCCUGACCUGAAGCUUGACUGGAUUUUCCCUCGGCAAGCGGCCGAACGUGGGCAGAGGACUGGAGGGCACCCCGCAACCACUACUACAUCUUCUGCCAGCCUGCCUGCCUGUCUGUGUGUGUGAGUGAGUGUGUGUGUAAGUGAGUAAGUGAGUGUGUGUGUGUGUGUGUGUGUGUGUGAGAGUGUGUGUGUGUGUGUGUGUGUGUAUGUGUGUGUGCCGCCCUCAUAGGGGCAGGUGUGUCGAAGCGACUGGCAGGCGCGUGUGCGUGUGCCAGAACGCAAGCAUGUGUGUGUGUGCAUGAGUGUGACUGUGUGAGUGUGUGUGCGGCCCUGCGUGUGUGCGUAUGUGUGUGUCUUUCUCGUCGUGGCGGUUGGUGAAGCAUUGCCCGGUAUAUGGAUAGGAGCUCACUGUUUCAGCUCAUUCAGGAGCAGCUGGACCCUGAGCAGACUGGUUUCAUCGCGGUGGAGAACUUCACCAGUCUGGCCGAGCAGCAUGAGCUGCAGCUGGACCCCUCAAAGCUGGACAUGCUGCUGGCCCUCGUCCAGAGUGACCAGCGUGGCCACGUCUGCUACCAGGAGCUCAUUGAGCUGCUAAGCAGCAAGCGCUCCAGCAGUUUCCGUCGUGCCAUUGCGAAUGGGCGUCGCACACUGCAGCGAGAGAUCUUAUUGGACGAGACGGGCCUGGGCGUGUACAAGCGUUUUGUGCGUUACGUGGCGUACGAGAUUUUGCCCUGCGAGACGGACAGACGCUGGUACUUCCAUCAGAGCAGGCUCUGCCCUCCACCAGUCUUUAUGGCCAUCAUCACCAUUGUGCAGAUCGUGGUGUUUAUGUGUUAUGGAGUGAGGCUGAAUAAAUGGGUUCUGCAGACCUAUCAGCCGGACUUCAUGAAGAGCCCGCUGGUCUAUCACCCAGGUCAUCGAGCCCAAGUCUGGAGAUUCUUCAGCUACAUGUUUAUGCAUGUUGGGUUAGAGCAGCUGGGCUUUAACGCACUUCUCCAGUUGAUGAUUGGGGUUCCUCUGGAGAUGGUACAUGGAAUCCUGAGAAUCAGCCUACUGUACAUGGCAGGAGUCGUGGCAGGGUCUCUGACGGUGUCGAUCACGGAUAUGCGAGCUCCGGUGGUCGGGGGUUCUGGAGGAGUUUAUGCCCUCUGCUCUGCACAUCUCGCCAACGUUGUUAUGAACUGGGCCGGGAUGAAGUGUCCGUAUAAACUGCUGCGGAUGAUCCUCGCACUCGUCUGCAUGAGUUCUGAGGUGGGUCGGGCAGUGUGGCUUCGCUUCUCACCACCGUUGCCGUCGUCCGGGCCACAGCCAAGCUUCAUGGCCCACCUAUCGGGGGCUGUGGUGGGCAUCAGCAUGGGCCUGCUGAUCCUGCGCAGCUACGAGGAGUCCCUCCACAAGCAGUGCUCCUGAUCAUCGUUCUGUGCUUGCGGCUUCUGGAAGCUGGUCUCCUCAAACCGAGUGGUGAUCAUGUGAAAUGUGCACUGGAAGAAAGCAGCGCAUAAAACAGCAAAGACACACACACAAACACACAACCUUCAAAUGAACUGCAGUGAAUGCUGGUGCAUACCAUACAUCUGGGCAUUUUUCCAAAAUGACUUUCUUACCAUAUGGCUAUGUUCCAGUUAUUCAUAUAAACUGCCUUAAGCCCUCUCCCUCAUUUCUUCACAAAAUAUUCCUAUUGUACUGUAUGUUGUAGUGGCUGGCCAAGGUGAAGUGCAGCAGUGGAACAGUGUCUAGUUAAACAAAACCUGCAAUAUACUGUAGAGUGACAUUAAAAAUGUUGGAUAUCUAUUUAAUGGACUUUUUACUUUUGUGUUGAGGAUACAGGAAAUGUUAUUUUAAGAUAACUUCCAUGGAGAUAUUCCAUGAAAUUCCACUCUGCUAAAUCUUUUCAGCAAUGUUGUGAGCAGUUCUCCCAGUUCUCUUUUCUUACAGACCUCCACUGUUUCUGUUAACUGCCAUUUCUUAAAUUAUAAACUGAGGAAAGUCUAACUGAAUGCACUUUCCAUCUUCUUACAGUCAUUUCCAGCUUUUUAAGCAUCAGUAAUUUUUUUGUGAGCAGCGUGCUAGGCAGCUGUUUAGAGGAGUUCUGCUUCUUGUUGGGAUAAGAUGAGAGAUGUCCUAAGAACCUUAUUACAGUCAGGGACCAUGGGGUACCCAAACAUACUCAUGGUGUCCCUUCCUUUUCUCCACUAGGAGCAACAUUUUGCAUGCCAGAGUAUUUAUGCUCAUAAUGCACUUGAUACACGAUUGGCUAGUUAGAAGGGAAUAUUUUCAGUUCUGUUUCUGUUUAGAUUUAGUAUAAAGCUUUACAUGUACAGUACUGUACAGAUGUUUUAGGCACCUAAGCACAUUAUUUAAGACCAUUUAUCUCAGCAAUAAGAGAGGUUUUGUUUGUAAAAUCUCCGGAUCACAUAAAUACAAUUAAACGAAAUAAGAAUUUCUCAUUUUCAUUUUCUCAAGAAAGUAGUUGAGAUCUUGUGAGCUAGUUUGAAGAAAAAAGGUUGGUUCCAGCUUAUGAAUUUGUUCAGUUCCAUUAGCAGCUCACCUGAUUUAACAUCAAUAACUGAUUUCUUAAACCAGGUGUUGAUAUGAUAACUAUAAAUAAUGCUGGACUCUCAAGUGGAGAGGUCUGAAUAUAUUUUAAUAAACAUAGUAACCUAAAUCCACUAUUUUUUAUAUUAUAUAAUAUUUUUUAUGUUCAUUCCAAUAUUAUGAAUAUGAUUUUUUUACACCCGAAAAAAUAAGCUUUUUCUUUCUAAUUUUCAUAGAUGCCUUAAACCUCUGCACAGUACUGUAUAUGUAUUAGCUGUAGCUAAUGUGUUUGGAGUUUUUGGGCAGACCACUUACUGGUGGUCAGGGUAUCCAUCCCCAGUCUGCCAUAGUGAAGGUAGUGUUGUUAUCCUUUAUGCUACAGCACCAUUACCAACUUGUGGAACCCCUCAUUUUAAGCUUCUAGGCUCAGGUUCCCCAGACAGAGAUUAGGCCUAGUCUUGGACUACACAGCAUUUUGAAUAUAAAUUUCAUAUUUAAAGAAACAAAAAUUGUCUUUACCUACGCUGUAAUCUUGCACUUUAUCUGCCACUAUAUAUACAUUAGAUUAAUAGAGUUGCUAGGGUACCAGGAAGGUUUAAAAUAUGUCAAAAGUAUAGAAUGUGAGUGUGUAUACCCCAGCACUGGAAUUCUUUUAAAAUAGAUGAAACAUGUCGGAUUAUCCAUGAAUGAAAUGCUCCAGUUAGAUUCUAUUGCUGUUGGAUCAAAUCAGCAUAUCUUAAAAAGUUGAAAUAAGGAAGAAGUAUAUAGUAAAUACAAUUAUUACAUUUAAAUCCACAUAAUUUGAGGAUUUUGAUUAUUCCUUGUAAAAACAAAACAAAACUGGUAAUGCUAAAAUUUUGUGCUGACAUCAUUAACAAGUUGCUCAGUGUUCACUGCAGUUAAUUAUUGGAUAAAAGGAAAUUAUUGUUUUUGCGUAUAUACACACAUAUACAUUACAUUACAUUACAUUACAUUACAUUUGGCAGACGCUUUUGUCCAAAGCGACUUACAAUAGUCAAGUACAAUGUAAAAUAAGUUUAAAGGUAAAACAUCUUUGGAUAGGGAUAAAAGGAGGUCAAAGGGGAAUAAUAGGAUAGAGGAGUGAAGGAGGGGAAGAAGGAAAUGAGGUUAGAAGUAGUUAGUGUGUUACAGGUGUUAGGAGAGUAAGUGCUCUUUGAAGAGCUCUGUCUUCAGGAGCGAGUGCAGGUAGGAAGGAGCCUGUUCUGUCAUCACCUUGUAGGCGAUUGUAAGAGCUUUGAAUUUGAUGCGAGCAUCAACUGGUAGCCAAUGGAGCUCAAUGAGCAGUGUGUGUGUGUGUGUUUGUGUGUUCUCUGAGGGCAGUUAGAGGAGGAAAAUAAAGAUCCUGAAUCUUUAUCACAGUGGGAGAGGCACAGAAAGAAGAAAAGAAAAUCCUAUAUGAGGAAGGGGGUGACUGGGAUUAGGAGACAAAGAGAAGAAACGCAACAUGAAUUUUAACCAUGCUUUAUACAAACUAGUGUAGCUUGUCAGACUGUUACAUGGGAUGUAUGAGUGUGUUUUGGAGUGUGUGACUGCUUUUUAAAGGAAAGUAUCAGUAAAAAAUUAAACCCAUGUAUUCACCAUGCCAAACAAUCUAGUAUAAAACCAGCUGGUCAUUCAAGAAAAACAAACCCUAUACGCCUUAUUUACUUACGUCACCAUCGCUCUAUGAAAAUGAGGCUGUGGGGUACGGAAUUAGCAUGGUACCGCCGGGUACUAGCAAUGCCGCCUCACUGCUGCGUCCCUAAAUGCACUUCUUCAAAAAGAAAAAAUCUUAUAAAGGCCAGACCUUCCAUAGUUUCCCUAAAGAUCCCGUACUUCACUGUGAAUAGAUUCACAAAAUCAGUAGAGCUCCUCAUUUCAAGUUUCAAUGUAUGUUACUGUGCUAGCUAGCUAAGGCUAGCCAUAUUAUUAUAUUACCCAGCCAGCCAAUUUAGCCAGAUAAACAUUAGCAGAGAGACAGCAAGCUAGCUAUACCUGGUUCUCCAGCCAUGAUUGAAAUAACCCUGAACUUGGUGAUUUCGCGGUUUAACGUCAGAACUAGUGGGGGGUAAUGUUAGUCAAGCCGUAGCUCUUUAGAAUAGCCCGCUAGCUAGCUAGCUAGUAAAUAUCCUACCGUAUUUACCCUGGUCUUACAAGAGUGUACACUUGCCUGCUUAGCUGGACUGUGUUUGGCAUUUAAUGGUCGUGUUCACAUUAACUCUAUGACUGAUUUGAUAUUACAGAUUAAUGUGGACACAAAAGUAAGUUCAGAACACUUUACUAAAAGAAUGUUUCUUUAAGACACUGGUUGUGAUGUGAAAGUAAGAAGGAUGCUGUGCCCACGUUAUUUGCCUGGACAGAUAAUUCAGUUUAGCCUAUAGUUAGUGAAGACUGUAGUUAAACGAACUACUGGGUAUUUCUCUACAAUCACUAAGUUAGUCAGUAACUAGUUAACUAACAAGCUAGCUAACAACAAUACAGUAAACAAAGGCAAUUAUCUAACCUAGCUACCUUCCACAUCCUUCACAUAACCCUCAGUACAGUUACUGUAGACUUUUAGUAAAACAGCUUGGGGAAUCUUGCAAUUAUUUCUGCCAAUUUUCUGAACUCUUUCACCGUUAAGUCAGGGAGGUGUGUUAGGUUAGUUGUCUUUCUGGUUUAGGAGUGUAACCUUCAGCCUCACUUUUAUUUUAACAUGAGCCCAGAGUGAAUGAGGUGCAUUCUGGUUAAAAGACAGUUAACAAGUUAGCCUCCAGUAUAGACUGUGUUUUUCUGGAUGACCAGCAGGUCUUGAACUGAAUUUUUUAGCAGGGAAGUGACUUAAGAAAUGUGUUUCUUCUGUAAUUCUGUUAUUCGCUGGAGCUACGAGGCUAGCCAAUGUAGUAAACAAGCAAUAGAAACUUGUGCUAGCUGCGUGGCAACAAAUUAAUGUAAAAAAAAAAAAAAAGAAAACAGCAUUUUAUGCAGUCUCAGGACCCACAUUAAAUUUCAUAUUUGAUAUUUUUUAACUCUAAAGUGUGGUACAAGUUAAGGGUGGGGACUCAUGAGGUAACCCAUCAGCUUCCUAGCCUGCAAGCUAAUGCUAGCUAAAUUAGCUUUGUAGCUUAAAUGCAAAACUAAUGAUGAAAAACUCAGACCCCCGAAAAUAUCCCUGAUAGCAAAGUACUUUGAAUAAACUUUAAUUUAGAUUUUUUUGGUUGCAUCAUGUCUUUUAAGGUUGAUGAUGGAAAACAACCAUAAAACAUCCUUUAUUAUUAACCCCCCUCUAUGGCAUACUGUUAUCUUUAAUAUAAUGUUACAUGGCAUUUUUACGUCCAAAACAAUGAGGCGUACAAGUGGGUCAUAAAUAAAAAUAUGUAUAUGUGCAAGAAUAUUUAAAAAUGAUGUUUGGCUGUUUAUAUUCUUAUUAUAUUCUUACAUUUUUGUUGUAAACAUACUAAAACAGUGUUUUUAGAUCUGUUGCUUUGGGCAGUUGUUUGAUUAAUCACGAUAAAACAAUGGUCCUGGAGAACUCCUACCAAUCUAAAACACCUGCUUCAAUUCAUCAGCUCAUUAUCAAAAUUCUAAAUCUAAAUGAAAGUUUGCUAUACCCACAGAAACUCACAGGAAAUCUUCCAAAACAUUAAACCAAUGCUCAUUUAAGGGUUUUAAUUAUUGGUCUCUGAAUCUACAUUCACUAUUCUUUUAGGUAAAAUGUACUUCCCACAAAUAAUUAUAUUAAUAUUAAUAAUUAUUAUGUAAAUGUCCCUUUCUUAACUGCAAGACUAAAAUACAAACAAGAUUUACAUAUUUGAUGUAGGUAAUGUAAAGUAAAUUUAAUAUGAAUCAUACAUGUAAAACCAUAACAUUGAAUCAAUGUUAAAUAAAUGUACAAUUAAUGUGCACAAAUAAAUCAAUUCUGACGUCAGAGAUUUGAUUCAAGUGCAUGAGGAGGUCAAUGUUGAAUACAUGAGAUUUUUUGCUGAACUAGAUUUUAAGGAGUGGUGUGUGCAAGUGUCUGUACCAGGGGUGGAAAAUAUAUGAAGUGUACUUUAUUACUGUACAGUCGUAUUAUUUUGGAAUAUUUGUAUUUUACACAAGUAUUACUAAAAUUUAACACAUGCUUUUACUGAAUUACAUUUAUCUAAUUCAUAUCAGUGUAAAGGAAACUGCACACAAAUUGUGUGAAGUUGUCUUUGUGCAAAGACCAGUACCACUGAUUAGUCCACCAUACACUUAAAUUCAAAGAACCUUUGAUUUUCUGCUAAAAAAAAAACAUUUACAUGUAACUUUUAUAGGCUACUGUUAAUCACAGUAUGUAUGCAGAUGUUUGUCCACCCUGUCUAAUUUACACAUUUUGUUGAUUUUUCAAGUACAAAGACAGAAAAUAAGCACUGCAACAAUCUGUAAGGAUUAUUAUAUAAAUGUGCAGUCAUUUCAUACUGAAUAACUUUUACAGUUUAAGUAAUUGUGGCAUGUGCCAAGACUCCUCAGAACACAUUAAGUAUUAAGUGAGUUAAUAGGGCAGGUUAGGCAAGGUACACUGUAUACAUAAGAAAAACCUAAUAGUUUGGUUUUGCUUUUUACUUUUUUGUUUUUACUUCAAAAAUCAAUGAAACAUGACUUGGCCAGGAGUGCCCAAUCUUUUGCCAUUUUUUGUUUUGUAUAUUUCCACUUUAAUUGUGUUCCAUUUUGACUUAAGUACACUGUUAUUUAGUUUUUACACCACUGGUGUGCGAACAGAGGUUGUGUAUGAAUGUGUGUGUGUGUGUGUGUGUGUGUCUCAUGAAAGUAGCAUCAGCCUCCCAUAGCAGUCACUUUCUGCUCCUGGGACUAAACCACUGGGCCUUGAUUCAGUUUCCCUGGAACUGCAAUAUGUUACCUGGACCUGCAUUCAGAAGUGCAGGAGAAUCAGAUCACGGCCAAUAACUGCCCUUUCUCCUCACAGCUGUGACCGGACCUCCCGCCUCACAGCGACACCCAAAAGCCAGCAGCUCUGCAGUCGCCAGUUCCGACAUGCAUGUUGCUAUAAGGUCAUCACUGUGCUCCGCUGGGAUCAUCUCCAUGCUGCAGCCAUAAAUCAUAGUCCUCGUGAGUUUGUAGUUCGCUCACAGACUUUAAAAUGGUGCCAAAAAACGAGAGGUGUGACUCGUUUCAGAAAAAAAAAAAAAUGCUGUUUACAACCUAAGCUUUGGGGGGGAAAUGUAUGGCUAGGUUAUUUUUUUUU
This is a messenger RNA of Astyanax mexicanus (Mexican tetra), 8000 nucleotides long. It is a transcript of the gene rhbdl1, whose product is annotated as rhomboid, veinlet-like 1 (Drosophila). Gene Ontology annotation, molecular function: serine-type endopeptidase activity. NCBI's taxonomy places the organism in Eukaryota, Metazoa, Chordata, Actinopteri, Characiformes, Acestrorhamphidae. Gene Ontology annotation, cellular component: membrane. The record is from RefSeq and is a predicted model, not a curated record. The transcript has 9 exons. The coding region runs from base 653 to 1669 and encodes 338 amino acids.